UUUAGGCAGAAUUGGUGUCUCGCUCAUGUUGAGAUACCACAAAACACAUCAGUGGGCCAAGGGACAGAGGGUAGUGGAGGUGCUGUGCCUUUCAAAAAUCAGCUUCUCCACUCUGAAGGGCCUGUUUGGGAAUGAGGAUGGAGCGUCACGCUGCUCCCUGGUCACCGUGGCUACUGAACUCUUCCUGCUCAGCGGUAGUGUGGAGGGAGCUCUGAACACACUCCGAGAAAACCAGUGGUUCCUGAGUUCUCACUCGUGGCCGUGUGAGCCCGCAGAUCUGGACAGCAGGAGUCACGUGUUGAUGCGUCUGGCUGAGAAAACCUCUCACAGGGACACGCUGGAGGUUCUCUCUAAUCUCCCUGGAAUCAAAGAGCCGAGCGACAUGAUCAACGUCUCCAGACACAGUCCUGUGUUCAACUCUCACCUCCAAGUGUGUGUGGACAGACAGAUCCUCCCCGUGGCCUCAGACACUGUGGACUUCAUGUUCUCUAAGAACCUGGCCGUGGACCAGUCUGUACUCCACAUACUGUUGCACAAGCUGGGCAAACAAAACCUGUGGCUGCGCGCGCGGGAAGUCUUCAGACACUCUCUGAGUGUAGGUUACUACAAUGGCGUGUCGGCUCCGUCUGGUUUCAUGACGCUGAUUGUGCCGUGUCGCUUGGGGGAGGUGGAGCUGGCUCUCACCUUUGAGAUGUUCAUCGCCGUCAACGCGACGGCCGUCCUCCAGCUCCCGGAGAACACCACCUCCUGCCUCAGCAUCAUUCUCAAGAGGACUCAAAGUGGCGAGAGCGAGUACUUGUCCGCCGGCAGCCGCCUCCUCUCGGCAGCUUGUAUCCCUCAGCCCAAACUUACCGUUCACUACACGGCAGUUAACUCCUCGCAGGAGCAGGUUUUCACACUGGACAUUUCCUCCGCUCGACGGUGGCUCCGUCACAACCAUUUAUGGGCCAGUGAAGUGUGGACUCAUUGACCCGCAAACACUUCUUUCCCUGGAACUCUACCUGCUUCUGCUCCGUAGACGUCUGACUCUACAAACCGAUGAAAUCUGGUAAACGAACAGCGUUUCUGUCGGCUGCUGUGUGUUCACACUCAUGUUCAUAAUCCACAAUUAAUCCACAAAGACUGAUGCCAGAACCUUUUUUUAUGUUCCGAUUUGUGUUAAAAUAUGUCUUUGUUGUUGUUCUUUCCUUGUUGAGUUCUUUUAGCUGAUGGGUCGCUCAUUGUUUGCAUGGCUGUCGUCGUGAGGACUGGACCUUGAUUGUAAAUAUGUUGCUAUUAUGUCAUAUAUAUUACCGAUUUGUCAUAAACGCCAUUGUUGUCAGUUCACACCUGUGAUUUUCUUUUGUACGACAUCGUUUUUAUAAGAAGUUGUUCUGGUCCAAACAGAUUUGACUCUUGUUUUUCUUGACAGAAGAUUUUUUAUUUUAGAGCGAAACGGCUGCUGUCAUCGUUGGUCUACGGUACUGUCUUCGCAGUGUUCAUCUUUCUUUCUGUGGCGAUCAUCUCGUCUCUAUAUUUGGUGGUUGCCACAGUUACUCACCUGGAGUCAUCAGCAGACUAUUCCUGUUGUCGUGGAGCGUGUUUCCACGUUACAUU
Molecule: messenger RNA, 1596 nt
Organism: Solea senegalensis (Senegalese sole)
Lineage: Eukaryota; Metazoa; Chordata; Actinopteri; Pleuronectiformes; Soleidae
Product: protein TOPAZ1-like
Exons: 6
Coding region: 26-970 (314 amino acids)
Biological process (GO): spermatid development; spermatocyte division
Source: RefSeq, a predicted model, not a curated record